Molecule: messenger RNA, 3297 nt
Organism: Talaromyces rugulosus
Lineage: Eukaryota; Fungi; Ascomycota; Eurotiomycetes; Eurotiales; Trichocomaceae
Exons: 5
Coding region: 1-3297 (1098 amino acids)
Biological process (GO): transcription initiation at RNA polymerase II promoter; positive regulation of anaphase-promoting complex-dependent catabolic process; positive regulation of ubiquitin protein ligase activity
Cellular component (GO): anaphase-promoting complex; transcription factor TFIIA complex
Molecular function (GO): ubiquitin ligase activator activity; anaphase-promoting complex binding; protein binding
Source: RefSeq, a predicted model, not a curated record
AUGGCUACUGCUUCAGUCUCUACUCCUUUGAAGAGCCAGCGCAGCAUCUUCUCGACAAAGACUGCUGGUGGCCGUCUGCCGUUGACGCCGUCCCCUCGCACUAGAGCGGCGAGCAAUGCAUCAAUUGGCUCUUCUCCCUUUACGCCGUCUCGCGAGGUCGAAGACACUGGCCGGGGCAAUCAUCAAUCCGUCUACGGUGGAAACCUCUUUGGUAAAUCUGCAGGUACCAAGUCCCGUGGUUACCGCGAAUCGCCAAAGUCGAAUAUCGCGCGCACUCGCAAAUCACCAAAGCACUUGGAGCUUGGCAUCUCUGACUGGACCUUGACUGGUACUGGUCCCUCUAGUCACACGCCAUCUAAAGAGCGUGCCCGCAAAGAAGCUACCCGGCAACGGGCGUCUAAACAUGUCACGUCCAAGGCUGCUACGUCCAAGACAACUAUUCGCAUUCCUCACACCGCGGGCGACCGGUUCAUCCCCAACCGCACGGCAAGUGAAGGGCUGACAACUGCAGGAUCAGCCAAGCCUGAUGAUAGCCAGCGGCCUAGAACUGGUGGUAGCGAUGGAUCCGCAGUCCUGGCCAGCGCAGCUAGUGCAUUUGAGAUCGGCGCACGUGGCUCGGACGAUGACCUCACUGCUGCUCUCGACAACCUCGCGCUAGACGACAACGAAUCGGCAAGCACCUACUCACGACCGGCUCCUGAUGCUGUGGCCUACGAGUCCUCGUUGGCUGAUGCUUGCGGUGUCAAGUUCAACACACGUAUCCUGGCAUACAAGCCCCCUCCACCCGAGUCGUCCAAGCCCAUCGAUCUAAGGGCCCAGUACAACCGUCCCCUCAAGCCGAGCGCUGCUCAAUCUGCUCAGUCCCGCCGUCGUGUUCAAACUGCCCCCGACCGUGUCUUGGAUGCCCCUGGUCUUCUUGAUGACUACUACCUCAACCUGCUGGACUGGAGCUCUGGUAACCAAGUUGCAAUUGGAUUGGAGCGCAAUGUCUAUGUCUGGUCUGCCGAUAGUGGAACUGUUAACUGCCUUUUGGAGACAUCGCCCGAUACGUACGUCAGCAGUGUCAAAUGGAGCGGUGACGGAGCGUAUGUUGGUAUCGGACUGGGAACCGGCGAGGUCCAGAUCUGGGACGUUGAAGAGGGCACUAAAUUGCGGAGCAUGUACGGUCAUGAUACCCGUGUGGGAGUGAUGGGAUGGUCCAAGCACACUCUCUCGACUGGUGCCCGCAGCGGUCUUGUAUUCAAUCACGAUGUGCGCAUCGCCCAGCACAAGGUUGCUGAGCUCGUCUCUCAUACGUCUGAAGUUUGUGGUCUCGAAUGGCGCUCGGAUGGGGCGCAGCUGGCAACCGGCGGCAACGACAACCUCGUCAACAUCUGGGAUGCCCGCUCACUCAGUGCGCCCAAGUUUACCAAGACCAACCACCGUGCUGCCGUCAAGGCGCUUAGCUGGUGCCCCUGGCAGUUGAACCUGUUGGCUACUGGUGGUGGUUCCUACGAUCGUCACAUCCAUUUCUGGAACACCACCACCGGCGCUCGUACCAACAGCAUCGACACCGGCUCGCAAGUGACCAGUCUUCGCUGGAGCAACCACUACCGGGAAAUUGUCAGUUCCAGCGGCUUUCCUGACAACUCUCUCAGCAUCUGGAGCUACCCAACUCUUGUUCGCCAUGUUGAGAUUCCUGCUCACGAAACACGAGUGCUCCACAGCUCUUUGAGCCCAGACGGCCAGAUGCUCGCCACGGCGGCAGCCGAUGAGAGUUUGAAGUUCUGGAAGCUCUUUGAGCGCAAGCCUGGCACCGCAGCCUCUGCUUCGCGGGAAGGCGGUGUCGGUAGCAAGGCACAGAUGUCGAAGUCCAUGACUAUUCGAACAUCAUUGGGUCAUAGGUGCCAGGACUACGGGGAUCUAGAAGUUGCCGCAGCUGAGGAGGGCACGGUCUACGACCGUGUCAUCCACGAUGUAUGCGAGGCCUCGCAAGUCGACUUUGAGGAGGGAGGUGUCGACCAACAAACCCUGGAGGAGAUGAGAACGAGCAUGGCUCUCAUGUGUUCUUUUGGCGUCGUGGUGUGCAUCAUCCUCGGACGGGUGGCGAAAGCGGGGGUUGGGGGGAUCCGGCCUCCUUAUGGGGGACGCCGGUUCUUGAGUCAUUUUUAUACCCACCGCCAACCCCUGCCCGGUUCUGCCGCCAAUCACAGGCUCUGCACCGCCACCGCCCGCAUCCUCGUUGUUUCUAUGUUUAAUCAGAUGCUGAUUCCUCAACUCCAGUGCUGGCAACAGAAACUGUCGCAUCUCGCUGUCGCUCAUUUCCCCUGGGACCCUCCCCUGCAGCCGACUCCUCCGCCAGCACAACAGCACUCUGCAAACCAGAUACUUCCCCCCACGGCCACUGUCCCUUCCAACGCGCCGCGUCCGCCCCCUCCACAGCAGCAGCACCAGCCACCCCCGUCUACUCUUCCACCGCAGGCUGCCAUUCCUGGCCCUAUCGCCAACAAUGGCCCUACACACCCCAAUCUGGGCCCGACCAUAAAGACUGAACCCGGUCUCAAUGGACAGCACACACUCCCGCCGCCUGCCGGUACACCUCAAGGCCUAUCAAAUGCCCAGGCUACCGCUCGAGAGCGCGCCGCGAGCAAUCUGCAUUCCAAGUAUGGAGCCGCCGCCGCGGGCUCUGUGAGCCAAUUGCAAGCUCAGAGUCAGGCGGCAGCUCUGUCCCUACCAGGCCAGCAGCCACCUUCGAACGGACAACUCCCCGGCAAUGGUGUACAGGACGUCAAGCCGCCCCAGCCGCUACAAGGCAUCGCGCCACCGCAAAGGGCACCUUUCAACCCCGCACAGACAGACGGUGCUAGCGACCCUCUAGUGGAAUGGAAAACCGAAGUAGCCCGGAGACGCGAAGCUGCUCAGCGGAACAACGGCGAGGCCGACAGGUUGCUAUAUGAAAAAUUGAAAUUCGACUCCUUGCGACUUGAGGGCGGUGGCCUCAUGCUUCCUCUUGAUGAACACUCGACUAGCAACGGAGUCGGACGCGCAUUGAAACGCGAGCCCGGCUCCCUUGCGCAGUACGAUGGAGCUGAUGAAGAGGAGGAUGAGGACGCGAUCAAUUCCGAUCUUGACGAUCCCGAUGACCUCACCGCCGAAGACCCUGAUGGUGACGAUUCUGUCGGUCAGGUCAUGCUAUGCACGUAUGAUAAGGUGCAAAGGGUGAAAAACAAGUGGAAGUGCACCCUGAAAGACGGUAUACUUUCGACUGGCGGGAAAGAAUACGUCUUUCACAAAGGCCAGGGUGAAUUCGAGUGGUAG